AUGAAUUUGACCAACAUCUGGAGAAAAAUUGUGGGAUUCGUGCUUACAGACUAUUCUAGCGUCGAGCAGGAGACGUCUACAGAUCUGUUCACUAACAAUCAGUUGCUUGCAGGCGAUUUUGGCUACGAAAAGUUGACUCAGGAGUUGCAAAAUGAUCUUGAAGCCGUCAAACAAACUGCCGAGUUUCAAGCAUUAUCCGAGCCUGGUAAAGUAGUCUUCUGUCAAUACUUGAACGACAUGGCGCAGCAUUUCGGAACCCAUAUUGGGCGCCACAAUUUCCUAGCCUCCGCUCGAGUCCAGUCUUGGCGCCAGAAUUUCGGUGAUUAUUAUUGUAAUUGUCCACGUGGAGUUCUUCCACAGAUAGACCUGUUUCAACCAAUUCACAUCGUAGACUUACAAGCUUUGAAGUGCCUGGAGUCACUUUAUGAACUGUUCAACGAUAGCGGUCCUCAGCGCGAGUCUUUCUUCUCAAAUGUAUCGUCGAAAGACAUUAAAGGUAUGGAAUUUCUUGCGGAUUCAGUGCUGGUGACCAAGACUAAGGCUUUUGAUGGGCUAGAUGGUAUACACUGUAAACUCGACGCAACACACGAGCGCUUGUUUCAGCACAUUGAAAAAGCCAAGAAUGCGCACUAUACCUAUGCCUAUCAAGCCCAGUUAAUCAAAGAUAAUUUGGUAAUCAUACAUUACGGGAUUGGUAUAUUUUUAUUGGAUGCAUUGAUCGAUGUGAUUAGGCAGCGUUUCCAAGGACACUUCCUUUGGAAUAUUUUGGUGUUCUUCAUCAAUGUUACUGCUGUGUUACUUUUCUUGCCUCCCCGAGUAUUGCUGUUUUGCUGGCUGUUUCGACAACAUAGACAUUCUGUUGCCAUUGUUUCGAACGCUGUCGAGACUUUGAAAUAUGGUAAUUUUUCCAAGCACUAUCAAUGUGCUUUGAAGUGCUACCUCGGUUUCCAUUGCGUCGAUAUCCAAUCGAUUUGUCGAGAACUUCCUUACGAGCUCACUAGAAAAAUGUCCAGAAAGGAGAUCAAGAGCAUCCGGGAAAAGCAGAUUAUUCUCUCUGAUAUUUUGAAAGAUACCAUCAAAGAAAUGUCCAACACCUGUUCGAUGAUCACAUUCAGGAUUGAGCUAGGAGGUAUUUUUGUGACCUUGAUGUCCUCAGAAGACGAGACAUACACCAAAAACUUGACAAAAAAUUUGGAUCUAAUGCGAGACAGCAUUAGCGCGGUGCGGAACAGAGCCAAAGAACUUUGUGCCUGUAAUCUUUCUCAGUCUAGUGUAUGGAGUGAGGCUUACCGAAACGAACUCAAGCGUUUGGAACUGUUUUGCGUUGUAAUUGCAGCAAAAUUAGAUAUUUUUGUCCUCGGCUGCCAACCCGAAAUGAUGAGAGUUGGCAACAAUUUGGAAACGGCUUUUCUUGCUGAUCUUCGAAGACUGGGGAUAUUCUAUGCGUGUUUCACAGUCCUGAUAUAUGUAAAGUUUCAUGCCUUCAUGUCCAGUCUCUUCCCGGACACGGACUUAACUUCAGUCUUAAUGGAAUGGAAUCCUUUUUCCCGCUUUUUUUCCAGAUUGGGAUUGGGUUUAUUCCUAUGA
Molecule: messenger RNA, 1587 nt
Organism: Australozyma saopauloensis
Lineage: Eukaryota; Fungi; Ascomycota; Pichiomycetes; Serinales; Metschnikowiaceae
Exons: 1
Coding region: 1-1587 (528 amino acids)
Source: RefSeq, a predicted model, not a curated record